Molecule: messenger RNA, 1332 nt
Organism: Aspergillus luchuensis
Lineage: Eukaryota; Fungi; Ascomycota; Eurotiomycetes; Eurotiales; Aspergillaceae
Exons: 2
Coding region: 1-1332 (443 amino acids)
Biological process (GO): amino acid transmembrane transport
Cellular component (GO): vacuolar membrane
Molecular function (GO): amino acid transmembrane transporter activity
Source: RefSeq, a predicted model, not a curated record
AUGGCCAGCGAAGGCCUUCCGAAGACUCCGGAUCUGUCCGAUCCCGAGACCCAAUACAUUUUAGAGGGCAAUGCCAGAUUUCGCCGGCUAGGAUGGAAGCGCCUCACGGUUAUUUCCAUAGUGGAGGCAAUAGCCCUCGGGAGCUUGGGCCUGCCUUCUGCCUUCGCUACGCUGGGCAUGGUUGCGGGUGUCAUUCUCACAAUCGGUAUCGGACUGGUAGCGAUGUAUGCGGGCUAUAACAUUGGACAAGUGAAAUUAAAGUACCCCGAAGUUGGGCACUACGCGGAUGUUGGCCAUCUUCUUUUGGGAAAUGUGGGAGGCAAGAUCUUCGUUUGCAGCUUCGUCGCCCUACUGGUCUUUGUCAUUGGCUCUCACUGCUUGACCGGCGCAAUUGCGUUCCAGACUAUCACUGAAAGCAGCGUGUGUUCGGUGGUCUUCAGUAUUGUCUCCGCUGCCAUUCUGAUGAUCCUCGCCAUUCCUCCAUCCUUUGCGGAAAUCGCAAUUCUUGGUUAUAUUGAUUUCGCUUCGAUUAUCUUGGCCAUCGGAGUCACGGUAAUUGCCACUGGCAUCCAAAGCUCCACUUCCACCGGCACCUUCUCCACUGAUCAUAUCCCGUGGUCUGCGUGGCCCAUAGCUGGGAUCACUUUCUCGCAAGCGAUUGUGGCCACGAACAAUAUUGUCUUCGCUUAUUCUUUCGCUGGCUGCCUGCCUUCCUUCAUGGAAGACAUGCAUACUCCGGAGGAUUACAUCAAAACCCUAUGGUGGCUAGGAGGCAUCCAAAUCGUCAUCUACACAUUGACAGGGUCGCUUAUCUACGCUUUUGUGGGCCAGGGCGUGCAAUCUCCUGCCCUACUAUCAGCCGGACCAGUCAUUUCAAGAGUGGUUUUCGGCAUAGCUCUUCCAGUCAUCUUCAUCUCCGGCUCUAUCAACGUGACGGUCGUCUGCAGAUACAUUCACGGCAAAUUCUACCAUGACUCGGCCGCUCGCUUUAUCAACACCCGAAAGGGCUGGAUGACUUGGUUGGGUCUCAUUUCCCUUGUUACUGUUCUCGCCUGGGUCAUUGCCGAGGCUAUACCGAUUUUCUCGGAGCUACUGUCCAUCAUCUCGGCACUUUUUGUAUCCGGUCUGUCGUUUUACAUUCCUCCCGUGAUGUGGUUUGUGCUUUUGAGGGAUGGGGCGUGGUAUGAGAAACACAAUCUACGGCCUGCGAUGUGUAAUUUGGUGGUCUUUAUUGUCGGUAUGAUUGUUUUCGGUUGCGGUACUUACUCGAGUAUUGCCGAGCUGGUUACUGAGUUUCGGUCGGGGGAGAUAAGUAAACCUUUUACGUGUUAA